This is a messenger RNA of Paraphaeosphaeria sporulosa, 1984 nucleotides long. RefSeq lists its product as uncharacterized. Gene Ontology annotation, molecular function: zinc ion binding; DNA-binding transcription factor activity, RNA polymerase II-specific. The record is from RefSeq and is a predicted model, not a curated record. The transcript has 4 exons. Gene Ontology annotation, biological process: regulation of DNA-templated transcription. Lineage: Eukaryota; Fungi; Ascomycota; Dothideomycetes; Pleosporales; Didymosphaeriaceae. The coding region runs from base 234 to 1892 and encodes 552 amino acids.
CCUUCAUCGGGCUUGUCUUACCUGCUGGUAUACCUCAGCUCGGCGUAAGUAAUUGUGCCGGUACACGAUUCAGAGGCAUUCUUGGAAACAGAUGAGAAACGCAGGUUCCUUGGACUUGCGCAGCUAUAGAUGAUUUGAAAGCCUGAGUAACAAGAAUCUGCAGCCUAUGUACUCACGGUACCGGACAUAAAAAGUCCCAGAAACGGCUCGCGAAGCUGAGUCUGAAUUCUACAAUGACUCAAAAGGACAAAUGCGAUGUUUGCCGACAUCGCAAAGUGAAGUGUGACGAGCAACGCCCUAUAUGCGGGCAAUGCAAGAAGAAGAAUCGCCCUUGUGCAUAUGAAUAUUCACAUACCUCGCGUUUCGCUAAAGUGCGAACCAAUGAAUCGGGUACAGACCCUACGUAUCUCACAAUUCAUGACACACGAGACGGACGUAUAAUCUCCAUGAAAGCCGGCCCAGAACCUUCCGAAGGGAUGGCUAAGGCGUUAAUGAUCCGAUCAAUAAAGGAAGCUGGGUCGGGAGAUGGGGUCUUCUACACCUUCAGGACGGUACUCAAAGCAAGACACCGCAACCCGAGUAGCAGAGGACUUUCUUAUAUGCGGAAAGUUGGCGUACCGCGACCAUUGGUAUCUCGCGAAGUUUACCUAUGCGCGGAGUUCUCAGAUAUGCUGGGCGAGAAGAAUUUUGACUGGACUUCGACCUUCCUGUGGGGUGGCUGGAUAUCAUCGGUUCCCGGAAGACUCGGUGUGAAUCCAGCGCUCGAUGAUGCAGCAGAUUGUUUCGUGUCUGCAAAUGUUGCUUAUUACAGCAAAAAGGGAAUAGGCGAUACGAGCGCGAGUAAGAAGUACAACGCUGCCAUAGUGAGCUUGCAGAAAGUCCUCGACGCGGACGAUCAUAUGAGGUUUGCAACUGAAACAUUAGCGGCGGUGAAUCUCCUUCUGUUGUUUGAGGAGGUGCUCGAUUUUGGUCAACUGAGGUGGCAGUCGCAUUACAGGGGACUUAUCCAGCUACUCUUGGCACGAGGACCUCAAGUAAAAGCGGAUGACAUGAGUCGAUCCUUGUUUUAUGCUGCGCUAAAUCAUGAUUUUUCGGAGUCUAUCUGGGGAGGCUCCCAAUCGACAUUUGACUCAUCGGAGUGGCUAAACUUGCCACCGCCGGAGAAUCCAGAAAAGGAAUGUGAAGACUUUACUUGUAUUUCCAGAGAAAUUUCGCGACAAAUGAUACAGGUGCCGCGACUUACAAUUUUGGUGCGAAGAGUCUGCGAGAACCCCUUCGAUGUCGAUGCUGGCAUAGAAGCAUUAGCACUAGCGGAACAUCUCUAUUGCAGCUAUUCCGACAUAAUAACCCCGAGGAUCGUCGCGGCAUUGAGCAAGCGCGCAACGUGGGUGGAAACGCUUGAUAAAGAUCUGGCAAGAUACUGCCCACAAUCGUUGGAGUUUCAGUGGUAUAACAUAUUCGAGGGCCUAGUUCGCUGCUAUUGUGUACGAAUUCUGGUCUGUAGUCUUUGUACGACACUAAGAAGUACUUUCCCGUUCUCGCGGAUCCUCCAGACUGCGGACUUGGAAGAGGAGGAAGCACAUUGCGCAAGAUUGAUAGCGGCAUCAGCGCAAUACGCGGAAAAACAGGACACACCGCCGGUAGGCCCGCUCAUCAUGCGAAUGCCUCUUCAAGUGUCAUAUGGUACCUGGUGGCGAAGAAGAGAACACGACGCCUUGAAGGAUGUCCAGGUUGAGAAGCGAGCGGAAGCCAUAGUCAUGGAAGAAUGGUGCGUCAGAAAGCUGAACGAGUUCAUCAAGGUGUUGAACGGAGACGCGAUCUCGAAAAGCAAGCUUCAACGCAUGUACAUGGCAGCUGCCGGAGGCGGGCCGUGUGUGUGCAGGAAAACGUAGAGUAGUCAAUUCGUGCGCCAAUGGUACACAAGACUUUGAUCCUAGUCUGCAUGAGUUGUACUGGAGGCGUUGGAGUACUUUGAUCUCGUGGU